Messenger RNA from Halichondria panicea, 1020 nucleotides. RefSeq lists its product as uncharacterized. The transcript has 6 exons. The record is from RefSeq and is a predicted model, not a curated record. The coding region runs from base 119 to 835 and encodes 238 amino acids. NCBI's taxonomy places the organism in Eukaryota, Metazoa, Porifera, Demospongiae, Suberitida, Halichondriidae.
AUCGUUACAUUGUCAAAUUAACUCAAGCCAAGAAGCUUUUAGGCUUAUUAAAUAGCGUAAUUACAAGUUCUGUGACUGGUUCACGUCUACAAAGCUUCUACAAUACCCAGAGAGUGUUAUGGCGGAGUGGAUCGUGCCAGGAAGCGACUCUGAAGAGGAGGGAUCGCUGCAAGUGUCAGUUCAACUUGGAGGCCUCAAAAUACCUCCAGACAGACUCCUACACUUGAUGAGACAAGUGGAGAGCAAUCAUACCCUAGAGCUGACCUCAUUGAAUGGUGUUCCUCGAAAGAGACAUAAGAAGAAACGACGACACUCAAAGCAGCGCCAUUCCCCAGGACUGAGGAGUGGAGAGGAGGUCAGUGAGACGGCCUCUGAGAUACGCAGCUCUGCCUCCACCACAGCCACAGACUACAGAGAGAGUAGGAGAGUGAAUUUGCUGAAUUUCGAUCCUCACUAUGAUCCAGAGCUAGACGAAACGGCUCCUGUUACCGUGGAAACAAAGCAUCCUAAAGGGCCAAGGGCUCCACCCAAGUUAAAUAAAACCAAGCUAGCUAGUUUGGACAAGAUCCUUGAAGCCAGUUCCCGGAGACAGCAACUGGUUCUUGCAGCACCCGACCCCUCGUACCAUCCAUUAACCCCUACAUCCCCAGACACACCCCCUGACGACAUUAAUAGAGCAAAUGGAGGGUUAACUAGCAUGGGAGACAUGUCAUUUGGAUUUGAUGAUGACGACAGUGACUUGGAGGAACAGGGCAGUCAAAUGGACAAGAAGAUUUCUCUUCUCUCUCAACUAAACAGAGUCGAACAACUUCUUAAUUCUGAUGGACUGACGUAACCUCAAAGCUGUCUCCACUAGUCUCCCAUUUUUAACUCAACAAGAAGUCCUUGUGUUACACAUCAUGCUCACAUCUUGUCCCUGACCAUGACCGUGUCUUUACUUGUUUUGUGUUAUACUUUUGUAUAUAGCAGAAUGUUCAAUGGCUAAAUAUGUUCAAAUAUCAUAAUUAUUAAUAACAUAAA